UGUAUUAAACCAGACAAGAAUGGCCAAUUACCCAACUAUUCCUCUGUACAAUCCUAGUGUCAUGAAGAAUCUUCACUAUUUCAUCAUCACCACCGUCUUCUGCAGUGUCUUUUACCUUCUUAGCCUCUGGCAGCACUCCCCCCACGUCGGCGUCCGGUCAGCCACCGUCGUCACAGCCCACUCACGCGUCCCCGUUCCCUUCCGUGUCGAGCACAAUUCGACCACCUCAAUCUCGCCGGCGCCUCUAAAUGGCAAUCUCGACUUCUCGUCCCGUCAUUACCUCCCUGACCCACAUUCCACGGCGGCGCGUAGCUUUCAUUUCCCUCCUUGCCAUGCUUCCUUCUCAGAGUAUACUCCUUGUCAGGACGUUGAGAGGUCCCUGAAAUUCGACCGUGACAGGCUAAUCUACCGGGAAAGGCAUUGCCCGGAGAAGGAAGAGGUGUUGAAGUGCCGUAUUCCGGCGCCGUUCGGGUACCGUAUUCCUUUCCGGUGGCCUGCGUGUCGGGACUUGGCCUGGUACGCCAACGUGCCACACAAGGAGCUGACGAUUGAGAAGGCGAAACAGAACUGGAUCCGGUUCGAAAAGGACCGGUUCAGGUUCCCGGGUGGUGGGACCAUGUUUCCACGUGGCGCCGGAGCGUAUAUCGACGACAUCGGAAAGCUGAUCAACCUGAAAGAUGGGUCUAUCAGAACCGCCAUAGACACCGGUUGUGGGGUGGCAAGUUGGGGAGCUUACCUUCUAUCUCGAGACAUUUUAACAGUGUCAUUUGCACCAAAAGACACGCAUGAAGCCCAGGUUCAAUUUGCUCUUGAACGUGGAGUCCCUGCUUUGAUUGGAGUUCUUGCCUCAGUGAGACUUCCUUACCCUUCAAGAGCCUUUGACAUGGCUCACUGUUCACGUUGCCUCAUUCCCUGGGGCCACUAUGAUGGGAUUUACUUAACUGAAGUCGAUCGAGUACUGCGUCCCGGUGGCUAUUGGAUUCUGUCGGGGCCGCCGAUCAACUGGGAAAAGCACUGGAAAGGGUGGGAGAGGACUCCUGAUAGUCUUAAAGAAGAACAGGAUGGGAUUGAGGAGGUUGCAAGGAGCCUGUGCUGGAAAAAAUUGGUACAGAAGGAUGAUCUCGCAAUAUGGCAGAAACCCAAAAACCAUGUACAUUGCAAGAAUACCAAAAAGGUCAUCCAGAAUCGACCAUUCUGUGAGGCACAGGAUCCAGACACAACAUGGAACACUAAAAUGGAGACUUGCUUGACCCCACUACCUGAGGUAACUGACAUCCAGGAGGUUAGCGGUGGGAAAUUGGCCAAAUGGCCUGAAAGGCUCACUUCAGUCCCUCCAAGAAUUACAAGAGGAAGUUUGAAUGGAAUCACCGCAGAGAUCUUCAGAGAAAAUACAGAGUUAUGGAAAAAGAGAGCGGCACACUACAAGGCCAUGGAUUAUCAGCUAGCAGAGCGUGGGAGGCACAGAAACCUGCUUGAUAUGAAUUCUUACUUGGGAGGUUUUGCAGCUGCUUUAGCUGAUGAUCCUGUGUGGGUCAUGAACAUUGUCCCUGUGGAGGCUGAGAUCAACACCCUAGGAGUUAUCUACGAACGUGGAUUGAUUGGUACCUAUCAAAACUGGUGUGAAGCCAUGUCCACCUACCCAAGAACUUAUGACUUCAUACAUGGUGAUUCAGUUUUCAGCCUCUACCAGAACAGAUGCAAUAUGGAGGAUAUUCUUCUAGAAAUGGACAGGAUUUUGAGGCCAAGAGGCAGUGUCAUUCUGCGUGACGAUGUGGAUGUGUUGAUAAAGGUGAAGAACAUUGCAGAUGCAAUGCAGUGGGAAACCAGAAUUGCAAACCACGAAGAGGGUCCACACCACAGAGAAAAGAUACUAUUAGCAGUCAAGCAGUAUUGGACUGCACCACCUGAACAAAGCAAGAAGCUAGUUUGA
Molecule: messenger RNA, 1930 nt
Organism: Prosopis cineraria
Lineage: Eukaryota; Viridiplantae; Streptophyta; Magnoliopsida; Fabales; Fabaceae
Product: probable methyltransferase PMT15
Exons: 6
Coding region: 20-1930 (636 amino acids)
Cellular component (GO): endosome; trans-Golgi network; cytoplasm
Molecular function (GO): methyltransferase activity
Source: RefSeq, a predicted model, not a curated record